Paramacrobiotus metropolitanus is the source of this 4375-nucleotide messenger RNA. RefSeq lists its product as uncharacterized. Lineage: Eukaryota; Metazoa; Tardigrada; Eutardigrada; Parachela; Macrobiotidae. Bases 206 to 4375 code for a protein of 1389 amino acids. The transcript is spliced from 2 exons. The record is from RefSeq and is a predicted model, not a curated record.
GACAGAUCAGACUCCUCCAAACUGGAGUAGAGCACCACUACCGUUGCUACGGCAGUCAGCCGGCACAGUAACCGACCAAAAGCGUGCGGCACAACCGUUACGGUAAAACCGGCGGCAGCGCGGGAACGGACAGUGGAAGAAGAAUCUGGAUCAUCUGGAUCGAUUCUCGUGGAACGGACGAGGAAACAGAAGGUAAGCACAGUUAAUGGACAGAUUGGAACGACAAAACUCGGAUAAUUCAGACUCGGAAAGUAUUGGAAACCCACUAAAAGCAUCAACACCUAUAAGAAUGGAAGGUGAAUACGGCUAUGACACGUCAUAUGGUGAAGGAUCGACGUCGUCAGUGGGAACGGCUCAGAACGAACCUGGAACAACCCAAGGAGGUUACUACGGAGGACAGGGAUAUUACGUGUACCACGAUCCAGGACAGCAGACGAAUUAUCAGGACACGGUUAACUGGGUGCACCACGGCUCACCUGCCGGAACCCAGUAUUCGGGACAAGCAACGAGCGCCCCUUAUCAACCGUAUCCAGGAUCGUAUACCCCACCGGCGGGACCAUCGCAGAUGAUAAUGGGACCGGCAAGAAUGUUGAUGCCGCCACCACAACAGACUCCACCGAAUCGAUUUACGGGACAUGGAGGAUUCAGCGGAAUGUUAGCGACCCCAGUACAGUCACAAAGGUCAUCUCCGAUAUUACCGCCUUUUCCGGAGACGGGAGGCUUGUCACUGUCGGACAUCGGAGCGCCUCGCAUGAGAACACCGCAGCAACUUGGAGCGCAGCGCCCUCAUCGUAAUUCGCCACACAGAGGAGGAAGGCGACCGAGAGGCAUUCUACCGUCAUUGGGUCCAAACUUGGACGAGACUGGACCAGAUGGUUUACGGCUUACGCCUCCAGGUGAACCGUCAAUACAUGCAUAUGCACCGAAGCUUCCUUUGGAUUUGAGAGAGGACGACGCAAGCUUAAAUAUGAUUCCGAAUAAGGAGGACAAACUGACGGAAAACGACUUGGAAGCUAUCCGAGAAUUUAAUCGAAAAUGCCGCGAACUUUAUAGAAUUCACAUGCGAGUUGAAGACGAGCACGCAUGGUACGGAAAGUUGAUCAGCCUGGAAGCCGUUAUUAAACCAUGUCAUAUCGCCCUGAAGGAAAAGACAAAACUGAUCGAAAAAGAGCGCAGGGAAUACGCGAUAAAAGUUGCGUCGAUGUGGCAAUAUCACCCGUCGCUAAAUGGUAGGCCAUGGCCUUCGAUCGUCGAAAAGAUCCUUAAGUAUCUUAAAGUGUUCCCGGAAACAAGACAGAUGCAUCCUACCAGCGUCGCGGGACCAUCUAAACCCAGAGCUGAAAAAGAUGCCCCGGUUGAUGAAAUGACGGACGAGGACCUUUUGGCCACAAAGCAGAAGAUUGAUGCCGUAUUAACGGAACGAGCAGAAAGGUCACGGGCCAGCUCGGUUGCAGGAUCAGGACGUGGACGUACUAGUUCGGUCACAGAACCAUCCAGUGGCACCACGAAGAGUGGAAAAAGAGUGAGAUCACCGACGACAAGCCCAAAAGAAACCGAUAAGAAAGGGCAGCGAACAAAGAAGCCCACAGAAAGCAAAGCAACACCAGCUGAGCCGGCAAAGCCACAGGCCCCGAUUCCAGUGGGUAGAAAGAGUGUACCACCCACGCCGAAAGGAACAGAAGGUCAGAUUCGAUUCCCGAAGUGUAGAAGUUUCACGGCCAAAUACACUGGGGAAGAUCAUAAAGAACGAAAGGUCACUGCACGAAUAGUCGAUAAGAAAACGAACAAAGAGAUCGAUUCGUAUAAUCCCCUCGCGGAUAGGUCAGUCAAGGAUGCCAUUGGGAAAGAGUCAAAAACGAUAGUCAAUGAGGCGCUACAGUUUAUUCCCCCAGAAGAACGUCAUAACCCAAGAGUUAUCGUUCAGAUGAUGAAGCACGUGGUAUCUAAAGUUGCAACCGAAGAAGAUGCAUGGAUCCGUAUCAAAGUGGGCACAGAUGAUGACCACUUGGCAUAUACAUACACAACGGACGGCAAACUGUUGAUCAAAGAGAGAACUCGCUCAAAACCGACGGCGGAUCCAGAUCCGAAGAAACGAUCGUCAGAUGAUUAUGAGUCGGUCCUGAGAUAUACAGAGGCGACAAGCAGAAAGGUCACCCUCAGACUUUUCGGUGGUAAUGGAGAAGCUGUGGAAACCAUAACUGCAGUGAUAGUCGAUCCAAUAACAGGAGACCCGGUUCCAUAUGCCCCAUGGGAUGUAUCGGAAGAGAGCGCUCGAAAUGCGAAUCAGGCAGCCAUAGAACAGUUAUGGAAUCUGAUACCUGAAAGUGACCGGGAAGAUGCGGUGGUCCAAGCAAGUACACUCAUCAGCAUGAUGCGGCAUCGAGCGGAGAUCGAUGGAGCACAUUUCCGACUCACAAGACGAAUGGAAGACGGAUCGUACAAAACGGUAUUUUACGACGCUAAGAAGAACCCUUUGUGGGAGGUCGCUUCACAGGGACAGCUGAAGGAGACAGCGCACUUGGAAAUUCAUCCCCCGGCACAAGAAGGCGGAGCCGGAGAGACGGAAGAGGCGCAGGGCACGUCGGCAAAUGUAACUGAAACAGGAGGGGCCAGACGUUCGCUACAAAGAGUACUUGAGAUUGCCCAAGGAAGUCAUGAGCACCUUCAGUGUGAUGAACCAAACUGUGCCCAUUGUAAUCCACCUGGUGACGACGAACCAGAGUCGGAAGACGAGGACCCACCUGAGGAAGAAGGCUCAGACGAAGAAACGGCCGAUAAGCAUAAAAAGCCCUUAAAGGUCAAGCCCUCAAAAGUCAAACCGAGGAAAGCGCCCAGAUUGGAAGAGGCCAUGAACCGGGACAAGGUUAAGAAAGGCGAUUUUCUCAAGAAACGACGGGAGGAAGAAGGAAAGAAGAAACGACAGGAGGAAGACGAUAAGAAGAAAAAGAGCGGUGAUGAAAGCGAUAGCACAAGCACCGGGAAGAAGAAAAGAGAUGAACCGGCGUCUCACGAUGUGGAGAUAUUGGACGAGUCAGUUGGUGAAGUCGAAGAAAGGUCAUCGACACCUACGAAGUCAAAGAAAGUUAUCCAAUCGGCUACAGCAGAGCCAUCAAAAACCAAAGGAAAGGUCAUAGCGGUGAAACAAGCUGUCCCUAUUGUCAUUUCCGCGUCCACGCCAAAGGAGCGCAAGGAUAAACAGAUCCGAGAAAAAGCGAAACGGGAGACGUCGCGUGAAUCGGAGGCAUCGGAAGUGAGCCUUCCAAGCACUUCGACGGUUAGUGCGAGGUCACACACGGACUCGAAAACGACACGAUCAAGAACCACUGAACCAAGAAGCUUAGCGGAAGCUCUGGAUAAAGGGAAAAAAGCAAAGAGCGAACCCGUUAAGACCAAAGGAAAGGGCAAAACAGUCACGAAAAUCGACGCAUUAGCGACGGUUAAUUACACUGAACCAGAUGGAGAGAGUGAACUGGACUUCACCUCAGACGAAGAAUUUGAUGGUCCCGAUGAUGAUAAUUUGAACACGGUCGAUGAAGUGAUCAGAGCGUAUAAUGGAGCUGAAAAGAAUUUCACACGAAUAAGAACAGCAUCGGUGACAUCUAAAUUUAAAGCAGGCCUGAAGACGUAUUUGAAGAAACAACAUCGUAGCUUCACUAAACAAAAGUUCGACGUCGUAUUGGAAUUCGCGCGGAACGCAGGAAAACUUAUACAGAAGCAUCCGAGUUUCUCGUAUGAGGCCAAGUUGUUCAGACCAGCCAGUUCGGAUAAAGCGCUGACAACUCCGAAUGAAGCGGUCCCAAUGCGAGUAGAAAGGGCAAUCGCAGGAAUGACAAGCCCGUUAGGAUCAACAAGCCAUCGGAUUAGCCAAUAUACCAACGCAGUUUGGAAUGACGGGAAUGGGAUGAUAAAGGAGAUCGACACGGCAACCGAGCGUGUAUUGCCAAAAUUGAUUAAACAGAAUAUCCUUGCUACAACAAACGCAAAUAAAGGACACCCGAUCCGAUACACGAGAGUUGGUCUAAUACCACCGGAAAGACAGAUCCACUGUAAUAUGUCCGACAGUCAGGAUAUGGAAAAGGUCACAGUUUCAUCGAAGACAAAAGGCCCAAUGGACUCGGAAUCGGGAAGUGAUGACGAUACUACAACAACGGCUCCUUCUAGACCUGCGACAGAAAAAGGUGAACAGUCGAAAGGUCAAGAAACAUCUGGAACUACCGCAGAAGAUCAACCGAAAGGUCAUGAGACGUCAGAUAAACGGGAGAAAGAAAAGGUCAUGCUCCCGAUGGAUAAGGCAGCGGCAGAAGCUGAAGCGGAUUCGGCGCGCCAGGUGUUUCACAAAUCACUGUUCAUACCAUUAAAGGACGUCUUUGAGUAG